AAUUGUAGUAAUAAUCUGAUGGCCUGAUCUCUUUGUAUAAAACACAUGUUCCGACAAGGGACUGAAGAAGGGUCUUGACCCGAAACAUCACCCAUUCCUUCUCUCCAGAGAUGCUGCCUGUCCCACUGAGUUACUCCAGCGUUUUGUGUCUAUCUUCAAUGUAAACCAGCAUCUGCAGUUCUUUCCUACACAUAUUCCCACAACUAGGCAAAUAUCAUGUCAACAUUAGUCCCUGUUAUCGUGCAUCACUGGAUUGGGUUUGUCAUAAAAUAUGUCAUCACAUCAAGUUGCCGACAUUCGGGCCAUUUCACCCCCAGCACUAAACCGGGCAGCUGCAUCAAACUCACACAGAUCAAGAAAUUCAGGUAAACAACGAGGGAAUAUCUUGCGUCUUUGCGCCCAUGGUACCUGAAGCAGGUGUUCUCCUCUGACCCAGGGACCCCUGCACACGAGGCUGAACUAUCCGUGUUCCACCCACACGUUCUGCUGUGUAUCUGCAGGUUAAAAACUGAAAGAUGCCAAAAAAGAGAGGGGCGCAGGGGAAGAAGGUCACCCUGAAGAUGGCCAAGAAGUCCAUGAAGAUCACGGUGGAUGGGAAGAGGCGCUUGGACCUCAGCAACAUGGGCAUCGGAGCCUUCCCCAGGUGCAUCUUAAAGCUGGCCGACAUCGAGGAGAUAGACCUCAGCAGAAACAUGAUCAAAAAAAUCCCUGACUACAUCAACAAGUUUACAAAGCUGCGAUACCUAGACUUUCACACGAACAAGAUAGAGAAAAUCCCAGAGAAUAUUGGGCAGCUGGAAUUACUUUACUACCUGGACCUGUCCAAUAACAAACUCACCUCCGAUGGCUUGCCCUUGGAACUCAAUCAGUUAAAGAAUCUCCGCGUCCUGAACCUUGGGCUGAAUUCCAUGGAUAUGAUUCCAACCACCCUUGGCACGUUAAAGGAACUGAAGGAGAUUGGACUGUUUGACAACCGCAUCACGUACUUGCCGGAGAAAAUCACCAAGUUGCCAAAACUGAAGAAGUUAAACGUAUUGCGCAAUCCUUUCACCACGCCACAGGUACCCGAAGAGCCAAUUGACACCAUUGAUCGCAUUGAGGAUAUUUACCUGGCCAAGAAGAGCAUGCUAUGUCGCCCCUGCCUCAAGAAGCUACAGCGAGAGAGGAACAAGUGGAGCAAGGUGAAGCAGAUGACUGAGAUGGAUGAGGAGCCAGACUUCACUGGCCUCCUUGCUCCCAACUCUGUUGCUAAACAGAACGAGGUUGCUUGGCGUGUCGUAGAAUGAGAAACUGAACUCAAUCCAUCCCAAUCAUUAGGUUCAAAAUGACCCAGUAACAAAUAAAAUUAAUUGUCUUGACUACCUUUAGAUAAGGUCGUAAAUUCGUAAGUCAUUGGAGCAGAACUAGGCCAUUCAGUCCGCCUCUGCCGUUCAAUCAUUGCUGAUCUAUCUUUCCCUCUCAACCCCGUUCUCCUGUCUUUUCCCAGUCACCUUUGACACCCGUACCAAUCAAAAACCUGUCAAUCGCUGUUUUAAAAAUGCCUGUUGACCUCACCUUCACAGCCGUCAGUGGCAAUGAAUUCCACAGAUUCACCACUAAACUGACUAAAGAAAUUCCUCCUCAUCUCCUUUCUAAAGGUGUGUCCUUCUAAUCGGAGACUAUGCCCUCUGGUCCGAGACUCUCCCACGAGUAGAAACAUCCUCUCUACAUCCUCUCUACCCUAGAGCUCUCCCGAGUGGUACUUCAUCACGAGUAUUUUUGUUUACUCUUGGAAAUUUUCCCCACUGUUGAAAAAACGUCACGAGUUUCCGCGUUUCCCGAGUACUUGUCGUUAGCGUUACGAGCCGCUACGAGACAUCCACGAGCUCCGACGUACCCGCCUCGCACAUUCUACGUACUUACCACGAGUUUGACUUUUUUUUAACUCGGAAGAGCUCUUGGGCAAACUCGCAUGGUGGGACAGGGCCUUAAUAACACUGACCGUAUUAUCAUAAGUAGACUGAUUAAGAAUUUUAGUUGUAUGUAUAUAUAGCUGCAAAAUUCUAAUUGAAAAGUUCAUUGAAAAAUGUUUCUCCCAAUUCAGACUAUGUACAGGCCGAUGUCCUUACUAAAUGUUGUAAGGAAUGGUCACUGACAAUUCCCAUUUUUAUUGUAAUAUGAUUGUCUCCAAGAUUGUGUGGCUUUUUUUCAAGACCAUAGGAAUGUUUCAGCAAAGCCAGUGUUUUAACACCAUCACAAAUAAAAUGCUGUGAGGUUGAAUUUGCUCCUGCAAGUUUGGAAGAGAAUUUCUCCCAAUCCAGUGCUCAUAUUCCAACUGUUUAAGAAGGAACUGCAGAUGCUGGAAAAUCGAAGGUAGACAAAAAUGC
Molecule: messenger RNA, 2366 nt
Organism: Leucoraja erinaceus (little skate)
Lineage: Eukaryota; Metazoa; Chordata; Chondrichthyes; Rajiformes; Rajidae
Gene: lrrc18a
Product: leucine rich repeat containing 18a
Exons: 3
Coding region: 516-1286 (256 amino acids)
Molecular function (GO): protein binding
Source: RefSeq, a predicted model, not a curated record